GAGAGUUCGACUGAGCUUAGGUCUUACCUUCUGUGGUGCCCAACCAUUGCAGUAACCACCAGGCGACAGUUGAAACUUUUCAUCCCAGGGCAGGACAUGAACAUCCAAUCCUCAAAUGAGGGUUUCCAUUUUACCAGCCUGGAGGCUUAGUCCACAACAUUGCUAGAAUUAGUAUUAUUGCCAACCAGUAACUAAAAGAAGUUGCAAUAAUGGAAACAGAGGUUGCCAUUGAGGAACUUGCACAGCAUCCAAAACUAUCAUGGCUUGUAAGACCUUGUGAACAUUACAAAGAGGAGUAUGGAGACUGUACAAGCAUCAAGGCUAAAUUUCACCAAUAUUUCAUUUAUGGUGAAACAAGAGACUGCUUACAGUGGAAGAAAGACUAUGAAAACUGUGUCGAGUACAGAAAGAAGAAGGAUAUGGAGGCACUGACAGCUGUGAUAGAGAGUGAGAAGAAUCGCCGAAAUGACAGAUUACGUGGUCACUACAGCAACACAGUUUGGGAGAAGAGAGAUUCCCCGCCAGAAGACUGGAAUAAAGAACUUCCAGAAUGGUUUGAAAAGGAAAGAGAGAUGUCUUUCCUAGCAAUGAAGUGCAAAGAACUGAAGGAAGGCAAGAUUUCCAAUAAUUCUACAGGAUCAACUUGCACCAUAUUAUGAUUUUAGGUAUUAAAGAUGUAAUUACUCGAUACAUGUUUUGUUUUGUAAAUAUGUUAAUAUUUGCAUAUAUUUCCAUACCUGUUUAAUUAUAGAAAUAGAAAUAAAAGGUAAAUGAA
This is a messenger RNA of Penaeus vannamei (Pacific white shrimp), 775 nucleotides long. The record is from RefSeq and is a predicted model, not a curated record. NCBI's taxonomy places the organism in Eukaryota, Metazoa, Arthropoda, Malacostraca, Decapoda, Penaeidae.